This is a messenger RNA of Onychomys torridus (southern grasshopper mouse), 2725 nucleotides long. RefSeq names its product MYCN proto-oncogene, bHLH transcription factor (gene Mycn). Gene Ontology annotation, molecular function: RNA polymerase II cis-regulatory region sequence-specific DNA binding; DNA-binding transcription factor activity, RNA polymerase II-specific; protein dimerization activity. The coding region runs from base 395 to 1783 and encodes 462 amino acids. The record is from RefSeq and is a predicted model, not a curated record. The transcript is spliced from 3 exons. Lineage: Eukaryota; Metazoa; Chordata; Mammalia; Rodentia; Cricetidae. Gene Ontology annotation, biological process: regulation of transcription by RNA polymerase II.
CCCGCCCCCCGGGUGUGUCAGAUUUUUUUCAGUUAAUAAUAUCCCCCGAGCUUCAAAGCGCAGCCAGUGACAGUCAUCUGUCUGGACGCGCUGGGUGGAUGCGGGGGGCUCCUGGGAACUGGGUUGGAGCUGAACGAGCGCUAGCCAGGCGUACGCGCGCACACACACUGCAGCCGCCCGAGGACAACCCCCUCCCGCCGCCGCCGCCCCCUCAGCCCACCCGGAGACCCCAGCGCCGAGUCGCCUCCGGAUCCCCGGCAGUCUGCAGGAGUGUUGGAGGUUGGCGCGACUCUGUUGCCCACCCACCCCACCCCCGCACGGGAAGGAAGCACUCCCCCCACCUUUAAAAAGAGCGGAGAGGAAAGUGGUUAGUCGCCGGCCGGGAGGCGAACAGAUGCCCAGCUGCACCGCGUCCACCAUGCCGGGGAUGAUCUGCAAGAACCCAGACCUGGAGUUUGACUCGCUGCAGCCCUGCUUCUAUCCGGACGAAGAUGACUUCUACUUCGGCGGUCCCGACUCGACCCCACCGGGGGAGGACAUCUGGAAGAAGUUUGAGCUGCUGCCCACGCCCCCGUUGUCGCCCAGCCGCGCCUUCCCAGAGCACAGCCCGGAGCCCUCGAAUUGGGCCACUGAGAUGCUGCUGCCGGAGGCCGACCUGUGGGGCAACCCGGCAGAGGAGGAUGCGUUCGGUCUGGGGGGACUGGGUGGCCUCACCCCGAACCCGGUCAUCCUUCAGGACUGCAUGUGGAGCGGCUUCUCCGCCCGCGAGAAGCUGGAGCGCGCGGUGAACGAGAAGCUGCAGCACGGCCACGGGCCCCCGGGCGCCGGCACAGCCUCCCCGGCUCCGGGAGUGGGUACCAGCAACCCCGGGGGCCGUGCCCUUAGCGGAACGGCGAGUGUUGGCCGCACCGGGGCCACCCUGCCCACCGAGCUCUCCCACCCGGCUGCCGAGUGCGUGGACCCCGCCGUGGUCUUCCCCUUCCCGGUGAACAAGCGUGAGCCAGCGCCGGUGUCCGCCGCCCCCAUCGGUGCCCCUGCGACCAGCGCUGUGGUCACUACUGUGUCUGCUCCGGCUGCUGCCCCGGUGGCCGCUCCUGCUCGUGCAGGCGGCCGUCCUGCCAACACUGGAGAGCACAAGGCCCUCAGUACCUCCGGAGAGGACACCUUGAGCGACUCAGAUGAUGAAGAUGACGAGGAGGAAGAUGAAGAGGAGGAAAUAGACGUGGUCACCGUGGAGAAGAGACGCUCCUCCUCUAACAACAAGGCUAUCACCACCUUCACCAUCACCGUGCGCCCCAAGACCUCAGCCCUGGGUGUGGGGCGGGCCCAGCCCGGCGAGCUGAUCCUCAAGCGCUGUGUUCCCAUCCACCAGCAGCACAAUUAUGCUGCGCCCUCCCCCUACGUGGAGAGCGAGGAUGCACCGCCACAGAAGAAACUCAAGAGCGAGGCUUCUCCACGCCCCCUCAAGAAUGUUGUCCCAGCAAAGGCGAAGAGCUUGAGCCCCCGAAACUCAGACUCGGAGGACAGCGAGCGGCGUCGCAACCACAACAUCCUGGAGCGCCAGCGCCGCAACGACCUGCGCUCCAGCUUCCUGACGCUCAGGGACCAUGUGCCCGAGCUGGUGAAGAACGAGAAGGCGGCCAAGGUGGUCAUCUUGAAAAAGGCCACCGAGUACGUCCACGCCCUGCAGGCCAACGAGCACCAGCUCCUGCUGGAAAAGGAGAAGCUGCAGGCCAGGCAGCAGCAGUUGCUAAAGAAGAUCGAACAUGCUCGGACUUGCUAAACGUUUCUCUCUCGGACAGUCACUGCCACUUUGCACAUUUUGAUUUUUUUUUUUUUUUUUUUAAACAAACAUUGUGUUGACAUUAAGAAUGUUGGUUUACUUUCAAAUCGGUCCCCUGUCAAGUUUGGAUCUGGGUAGGGGGCAGGACGCGGGGUUCUGCCAUGACCUUGGAGAAAAAACAAACAAACAAACAAACAAAAAACAAAAAAACUGAGUUAUGGGAUGCUGGGUGGCUUGUUUUUCUCCUCCACAUCACCUGAUGACAGCCAUGGAAGUUCCGGGACAGUUGGGAGCUUCAGGAGGCUGUGAAGUCACCUUGUUCCGGUCCAAGUUUCCAAACAGAGUCAUUCCUUAUUUUUACAAUGGUGCUUAAGUUCCAGCAGAUGCCACAGAAGGGGGUUUGUCACUGGAGGCCCCCCGGGAACACUUGUGUAAAUACCGUUGAUACACUCGCCUUUUGUACACGUCCUGGGUAAUGAGAGGUGGCUCUGGCAGCCAGUAUUAGACUGGAAGCUCACACCUAAGUACUGUAAGAAUACCUCAAUGUUUGAGGAGCAUGUUUUGUAUACAAAUAUAUUGUUAAUCUGUUAUGUACUGUACUAAUUCCUACACGGCCUGUAUACUUUAAUAUGAUGCUGAUACAUAACUAAAUUUGAUACUUAUAUUUUCGUAUGAAAAUGAGUUGUGAAAGUUUUGAGUAGAUAUUACUUUAUCACUUUUUGAACUAAGAAACUUUUGUAAAGAAAUUUUACUAUAUAUAUAUUCCUUUUUUUCCUAGCCUGUUUCUUCCUUGUUACUGUAUUUGUUCAUGUUUGGUGCAUAGAACUGGGUAAAAUGGCAAAGUUCUGUGUUUUAAUUUCUUCAAAAUGUAUAUAUUUAGUGCUGCACCUUAUAGCACUUUGAAAUACCUCAUGUUUAUGAAAAUAAAUAGCAAUUAAAUGA